Molecule: messenger RNA, 1415 nt
Organism: Frankliniella occidentalis (western flower thrips)
Lineage: Eukaryota; Metazoa; Arthropoda; Insecta; Thysanoptera; Thripidae
Product: lipase member J-like
Exons: 9
Coding region: 153-1415 (420 amino acids)
Biological process (GO): lipid metabolic process
Source: RefSeq, a predicted model, not a curated record
GCGAAGUGCGGUUAGCCGCAGAGCAGCCAUCGACCUUAGCGAAUGUCUGUGUUCGCGUACUUCCACGAGGAAAGCCAGCAGUAGCACAGCACGCCCCUUCGAAGACGGGUAAACUACAAGACGUGCGUCCACAUCGGAUAGUGGCCGCUGAGAUGGCGGUCGUCGUGAAGGCCUUACUGGCCUUGCUGUUGCUGGACGCCGCGCUGGCCUCCUCGUUCCUGGACAUGGACUCCAUCAUCCCAGCGGUGGACCCGCAGUGGAUCGUGGACCUGGCCGGGGCGCCUCUCACUGGCCUCUUAGCAGCGGUGUCCAGAGACUUCGACCCCCUGCUGGACCUGGAUCCGGUAGAGCUCUCGCGGUACUGGGGCUACGACGCGGAGCUGCAUCACGUGACCACGGACGACGGCUACAUCCUGGGCAUCCACCGCGUCAGGAACGUCACGGUCGCGAGCGCGGCCCCGGGUGCGAAGCAGCCCGUCGUCGUCAUGGGGCACCCUCUGCUGUCCAGCUCAGCCGAGUAUCUCGUCCUCGGCCCCGGCAAGGCGCUAGCGUACCUGCUGGCCGAUGAGGGCUUCGACGUGUGGUUGCUGAACGUGCGCGGGAACACCUUCUCGCUGAACCACACGACGCUCAGCACGAAGGAGGCUGCCUUCUGGGACUUUUCGUUCCACGAGCACGGCACGCAGGACCUGCCGGCGCUGAUCCAGUACGCGAUGCAAAAGACGGGCCAGCAGGAGGUGCAGUAUGUGGGCUUCUCCAUGGGCACCACCAUCAUGUUCGUCAUGGGCGCGGAACGCCCCGACGUGGCCAAGCACGUCAAGCUGUACACCGGAUUCGGCCCGGUCGCCGAGGCCAGCCACUCCCGAUCUGUUCCCUUCCGCCUCCUGCUCGAGUCCAUCCCGGUGUUAGAGCUGGCCGGGGCCCCGCUGGGCGUGUACUGGUUCCUGCCGAGCACGCCCGAGCUGCGCGCGACCGGGCAGACCCUCUGCGCCGACAGCGCCCCACUCACCCAGCCCCUGUGCGUGGCCAUCAUCGCCUCCGUGGGCGGCCGCAACGACAAGCAGACCAACACGACGCUGCUGCCGUACAUCCUUUCUCGGUUCCCGGCCGGAACGUCGUUCAAAGUUUUGGACCACGGUAGACAGCUCCUCGUACCCGGCUUCCAUAAGUACGAUUACGGGACAGACCAGAACCUCGCGCGUUACGGUCAGCUGACAGCGCCCAGCUACAACCUGAGCAACAUCUUCGUCCCCACCAGGCUAUACUACGGGCCGAAUGACCUGGUGGCAAGCCCUCAGCUUCAAACUGGUGUUAUUGCUGCAGUGCACGAAUACACACCUGUGCACGCCUGCACGGAGAAAAAUACUUUGGUUGCUGUAACUGAAAUGGUGUUUAACCUCUUCCCUGAGUCAUAA